This is a messenger RNA of Nomascus leucogenys (northern white-cheeked gibbon), 8582 nucleotides long. RefSeq names its product centromere protein P (gene CENPP). The record is from RefSeq and is a predicted model, not a curated record. Gene Ontology annotation, cellular component: chromosome, centromeric region; nucleus. NCBI's taxonomy places the organism in Eukaryota, Metazoa, Chordata, Mammalia, Primates, Hylobatidae. Gene Ontology annotation, biological process: CENP-A containing chromatin assembly.
CUCUUUAGUGACGCACGAGGCCGGGCGGCUCCAAGGCUGCCGGCUGGGGUGAGCAGCGGAGCGCUUGGGCUUGGAGUAGCAAAGAACGCGCUCUCCCGAGAAAGUAUAGCCACGGCUUAGACAGCCAGGGAAACGUAUGCGGGGACGCGGAGGACCCAGGCUCUCGUGCAAGCGCGGAGUUGGACGUGCAGUGCUGCUGGGGUCACGCGGGGCUCUCACGCCUCCCCUCCGCGUGAGCUCCAGGAUGGUCCGCGCCGGGAUCGCGCGCGAGGCUUGAAGCGCCGGUGAAGCGCGCAGGUCGGAGUGACGGCUGCGCUACCGCCUGGCUCCGGUCCGCAACGCGCCAUGGACGCAGAGCUGGCAGAGGUGCGCGCCUUGCAAGCUGAGAUCGCGGCCCUGCGGCGAGCGUGUGAAGACCCACCGGCGCCCUGGGAAGAGAAGUCCCGAGUCCAAAAAUCUUUUCAAGCCAUACACCAAUUCAAUUUGGAAGGAUGGAAGUCUUCAAAAGAUCUGAAAAAUCAGCUUGGACAUUUAGAAUCAGAACUUUCAUUUCUAAGUACGCUUACUGGCAUCAAUAUAAGAAAUCACUCGAAGCAGACAGAAGACCUAACAAGCACUGAGAUGACAGAAAAGAGUAUAAGAAAAGUUCUACAGAGACACAGAUUAUCAGGAAAUUGCCACAUGGUUACAUUUCAACUUGAAUUUCAGAUUCUGGAAAUUCAGAAUAAGGAGAGAUUAUCUUCUGCUGUUACUGACCUCAACAUAAUAAUGGAGCCCACAGGAUGCUCAGAAUUAAGUGAAUUUGUGUCUAGAGCAGAAGAGAGAAAAGAUCUGUUCAUGUUUUUCCGAAGCCUGCAUUUUUUUGUGGAGUGGUUUGAAUAUCGUAAGCGCACGUUUAAACAUUUCAAGGAAAAGUACCCAGAUGCUGUGUACCUCUCGGAGGGGCCCUCCUCCUGCUCCAUGGGGAUCCGCAGCGCCAGCUGGCCAGGGUUUGAAUUAGUCAUUGUUUGGAGGAUACAAAUAGAUGAAGAUGGGAAGGUUUUUCCAAAGCUGGAUCUUCUCACCAAAGUCCCACAGCGAGCCCUGGAGCUGGACAAGAACAGAGCCAUAGAAACCGCUCCUCUCAGCUUCCGAACCCUGCUAGGACUGCUUGGAAUCGAAGCUGCUCUGGAAAGCCUGAUAAAAUCGCUUUGUGCAGAGGAGAACAACUAGUUCCAAAACAGUGAACGUGGAGGAUUAAGAUGCUGCGUGGAGGAGCAUGCAAUUUUAUUCAAUAUAAACAUUUGCUAUUUUCCACUUAGAAACCACACUCUGAAGACAUGCUGUCUAUGCAGUUAUGGCACAUUAUAUGGAAACUCUCAUGACAUGAAAAAUAAAUACAACUAGUUAAGUAUAAAAGUGACACGUACAAUGUGGUUUGCAAAAAUAAGCUUAACAUCUGAGAAAAUGUACCGAGUGGUUGUGUGUCCUCAGAUGUGUGGGGAGGACCCAUCCCCCCACCCACCGCAGCCUUACACGGAGUCCACCUUGGACAUGGCGGCCACAUUGCUCAGCUGGGAGAAGCCACCCUUAUCCUGGUUCCUGCCUCCUGGGGGCUCUGGAGAUGGAUGCCUAUGGCGCCUCAUCUUUAACCUGUCCUUAGUAGCCCAGGGGAGCCACGCCCACGCUCCCUGCCUCCCCCUGGUCCGCACAGUGGCGCUGUGAGGCAGUCUCAGCAAGUCCUCACGCUGUUCUUGGUCUUCCACAAGAAAGUGGAGCUGUCAGCUUAAUAACAAGAAUAGCCUAAGACAGCAAAGACAGCACUGUUCCUGGGCCAGGAUGCGAGGAAUGAGGUCCUUUAUGAAAGACGCCCCCUGCACAGCCUAAGUGUUACAUCGAUCGUCCCAGACGUGCCGUUAAGAACCGUGACCUCAUCAGUCGCCCAUUUAGCAUUGUUAGGAUCUGUGAACGUGUGUUGUCUCAAACCAAUCAGGGCCGUCAUGACUACGCAGCAGCAGCAGCAGUUUCCAGGACGGGCCAGAAACGCAUCCACAGCAGUGGCACCUGCGGCUCAGGGGCUCCUCACAGCCCGGACUGGUGGGACCCAAGACCAGAAUGGGGGUGUCCGUCUUUUUCUCUUCUCCCUCAAAUACAGGCUGUUUUCAUCGUGUCUAGUCUAGCCCUGUCUGGGCCCUGUGCUAGGCAAUAACUCUUGCAGCCCUGAAGGACCUAGGGAGCCCAGCCCACCUUCCCGUGGACUGGGGUCCCCUCACAUGUGCACUUGAACCCAGGACUCAGCAUCCUCCACACACCGUGACAGUGGGCAAAAUCAUCCCAAAGGAGGCUGCCCCAGCCCCAGCCCAGCAACAGUGAACUCCCUUGGGUCAAGACAGUACUCAACAGCCACUCCCUCCACACUUCCCAGAGCCUGCGGCUCGUCCGUGAGCUCCGUGCACUUUACCAAAGCCCCCAUCCCAGCACACAGGAGCUGUGUGUAUGAGACAGUGUCAUUCGAAGUGAGAAGAAAACAACAGUAAAAGUGUCCAGUUGUAUAAGUAUCUAUCUUUUUGCACCUCUGAGUGUAGAAUUAGAAGUAAAUAUGACAGAAUUGAACAAUAAAUUCUAGAAGAGUUGCCUUGAUUCAAACAAGUAUAAUUCUCAAGUUAUCACAAAAUUUCCCACAAAAAUUUACAAUCAGCAAAAUAGUUUCCUUAUUUCUCAUGUAUCAUUUUCAUAUAAUUCCGUGGUUUCACUAAUAUAUGUUACAAUAAGCCUCCAUUAGUCCCUCAAAACGAUGAUAUAAAUAAGUCUGUACAACCUAGCAUAGAAUAAAAAACUGAAACCAAGAUUCCCAAUGUUUUUCAUAGCAGCCGGGCACACUUUGGUGACCCCAACGAGAACCCUCUCGGCAGCAGCCAGGAGCUGUUCACCUUCCGGAAGCAGGGCCUGUGGCAGCCUGGCAGGGAGAGGCCACGGGGCCCAAAAACGCAACACAUCUCAAGGCAAACCCGAGGGAGGAACUCGGUCCGGGAGGAAGAGAGAACUCGCUCCUCAACCACCCUAGACACUGGAGUGUCAGGAAAGCACUGAGCUGUUGGGGCACACUGCCCAGCCCGGCCAUAGCAGCUCAGCCAGUCACAGCUCCACCUCCAACUUCUACAGCAGCAAUUUUUAGUGGGAAAGAACCGCUCAUCUCCCCCUCAUGUGAAAGAUUAAAUUGUAAAGCAAAAAAAAAAGGUCAAUGCUCGUCAAUGCUCGCAUGAGUGGUGUCCAUCCUGACCUGAGUCUUGCGCUCCCUGCUGCCCUGUGUGGAACUGUGGGCUUCAGCACCUCCACAGGGACCCUGAGUCUACACUGCUCAGAACCGGCGUCUGCAUGACCACGAGGUCACGCUCUGCAGCAGGAAACCACCUAAAAACCUGUGUUGAUAUGUGGUUUGCACUGAAAAAGUGACCAUGUAACUCAGCUGGGGAAAGUUCCAGUAGUAUCCAUGUUUUCUUAAAAGUCCAAACUGUAAAAUGUAUGUGACAAUUCAAGUUUUCUAUGUUAGGAGUCUGAUGGUAGCAGAUCCAAACCUUGGGUCUUAGAAUAAGGCUUUUCGCAUUAGAGAAUCAGACAUGAGCCCUGGUUGGGAAGGAAGAACUAUCCAGAAGGUCUUCCCAGGGCUUAACGGACACUUCCAUUUUAAGAGUGUGAGCAGCUUCCUGGGACACAGCACUCACGUCCUACAUUCCUUGUCCAGGAAGAUGUUUCUAGUGCUCUUCAAUUCCAUGUCUCCAAGAGGCAAUCCCACCUCAAAAGGGGUUAAAAGCAAAAACAUUCACAACCAAAGGUCACCCAACACAACAGAAAAUAGCUCUAUCAUUCAACCUUCACAUUCUAUGUUCAAGUUUCAAAGACACUGCAGGGAAAGAGUUAGACCUUGUGGAGAACUAAUGUGCAAUCUUCGCUUUCCUUGAACCGAGUCGACAUCACGGCGUUGUCUUUGGCACGUACAGUCUUUGAAUAAUAGUUGACGAUCUUGCCGUCCAGUUUAUACUGAUGGGGAAUGCUCUCGUAGGGCUUGAGGUCAAGGUCCAGCACAGACACGGAGAAGGCAAACCUGGACCUCGAUGAAGGGAUGACAGGCCUUUGAUCAGAGCUGCAAGUAAAAAAUACCAUUUCAGGAUACACAAGCCUCCCAUUCAUUUCCCUCCCUCCCGUUCUCUCUCCCUUCCUUCUUUCAACUAGUAUGUUUUUAUUAUAUUUUUUCUGUGACUUCUGCAAAGUUAGAUGAAUCAAUCUCUUUUAAAAGAGAAGUGAAUGGCCUCACACCCCAGCUCAGAAAGAGCACUCAUUCUGUGCAUCUGUGAUCUGUGCGUGUGACAGCUGUCUGUGCCAGCUGUGUGCACCAGCAUGCAAAGCUUCCUCGGGCCAGUGCACCCCACCAUACCAGGUGAGAGAGGGUUAAAGGACUGAAAGAUGGAAAAGUAAUUAUGUGGAACAUGUGAGCGAUGUUCCCCCAGCCCAGUGGUAUAAAUGAACGCUGAAAAAUCACUUUAUCAUGAGCCAAGUAUUACAAAACCCAAGAAAAAAUAAAAAGUAGAUCUGGCCAUUCCAGCGCCAAAUGGAUGAAAUGUCGGCAAGCCUUCUCCUUCUGUGCCUCUCCUGUCUGCUGAGAAACGCAAGCUCCUUUGGUUCACAUUUGAAGAGGUCUGGUGCAAAUUUUAUCUUCAGUCCUUUGUAUUUUGCCUCUCAGGGCUUAGUUUUGUGGUUUUAACAUCAGAAGUCAUGUGCUUAUAACAAGAUGUGAUUAUUUGCCCUGAAAAACACAUUUAGGAUUACUCUGAGUCCUGAGCUCUGACUGCUGUGUGUCCCGCUUUUCGUCUCAGGGCACUCAGCACGCAGCACUCAAGUCACUGGCUAAACAAGUGACCUAAGCUCGGUUCAGUCCAAGAGAAGUAUCCUGGGUUCUGGUGUCCCAAUGUUUACUACUCUUCGAGAUUUAGAAAUCAACAAGCCAAACCCCAACUUCAAAAGCUCCUGCCGAGGAGAGGAAAUACUGAUGAGCACGUCCCUGCUCUGACGCUGCUCACCACGGCCUUGGCGCUCACUGCUGCCCUGCCCCAGAAUCCUGUUUGUAGGAAAAACGAAUCCGACUCAGCUGCUGGGGUCAGUAACUAUUCUCACCUGAAGAGUAAACAGCAAAUAACUCAUUUACAAAUUAAGGUCAUAAGCCUCGCUCCAGAAGCUGGAAUGUGCCUGCAGCUCGUCCCAAGGGGCCACAUUUUAUUGAGAGAACCGCAGAAGCCCAAGGUACCGCUCAGUUCUGAGGCCUGAGACCCAAGCUUGGUGCACCCGGGCUGGAACAGGCACAUCCCCAGCCCAUGACUAGGGCUACGUAUUUUAAAGGACACCCCAAUUUCUCAGAAGCAGCACCUGACAAAACCAUGGGUGUAAAGACAGGAAGGAUGUUCCAGGCAGCUCCCGGGGAGGGUCUGACUACCUGAGUCAACCAUGAGCUAGCUCCAUGGGAACCAAUGGCGGUGACCAGCGGGCACCAGCUCCUGACACAGAAACGCUCUUCUUCCCCUCAGCACCCCGGAGGCCAAGACUGGGCAAGAGGCCCCAGGGACACACCUGUCCCUUGUGCCAAAAGUGUGCCCUCUAGCAGCCUUGGAGAAUGAGGCUCAGGUGGCCUUCUGGCUGCAGGGGGGCUGCCCUUGCCUGGAAGGCUGUUCUCCAGGACACUGACCCACUGGGGGUUACUGGGGGACCAGCAGCCUCCAAGGGUGCUGGGGAUCGAGGUGGAGAAGCCAAGGCCGCACGCUGUGUUUCAAAUGGGAGGUCGAGAGGAGCAGCAGGGUUUAGGCACGGGAAGCCAUGGCAGCUCUCUCCACAGUUCCAAAUUCCCAAAGAGGCAAAGCUCUGCAGUGACAGGAAGGCAGAUCCAACUUGAGACAUUUUCCUUUAUGACAGGGCAGGAACAGUAGUGCAGAGCUGGAGAAGCCUUUAUUUUAGGGGGUGUAAGAAGUUUAAAUGUGGUCAGUCUACCUGUGAGCGGCAAAUUAAAGUCUAGGGAUCUAAAUUUAGUCUCAGGUCUACCAGGCAUCUCAAGAUGCCAAGAUGACUCAUGAUAAAUCCCAGCCUUAGUUUGUCCCUAGGCCUCUAGAGCACUACAGUUACUGGAACUUGACAGGUGCGGCCACUGCACGCACCUUCCUGGAAGCAGGCCCAGCCCCACAUGCCAUGUUCUCAUGUUCUCAGAGGAGAAGCCUUCUCUGAGAUCCUCUCCUUUUGUUGAGAAAGGCCUGGCUAGAGUGCUUUGUGCAGGAUGGUUCCCGUGCCUGCACCCUAGGUCUGAGAAGCCACGUGGCUCAGCACCUUGGGGACACGCCCUCCCCUCCCCUCCCAGUGUCAUUUCUGCUGAGCAGUUGGUCGUAAGGACCCGGGCCCCUCAGCUUUCCCUGCAUGCUGGGUUUCCAUUUUGACAUCACUGACCAGGCGCUAAGAGAUUCCCAGGUGCUAGACGAGGUGAGUAACACGUCUGUCCUUCAGCGGCCUUUCACAGCCCACCUGAGCACCCUGCAUCCAAGCACAUUUCCAUUGCCCAGCUGUAUCCUUGGUCCGGGGGCUGCUGAACAGUGGUAUCUUCAUGGGUUUUCUCUCAUCAAACACCACCAGUUUAAUCCAGCUAAGGAAUUCCUCAUAACUUAGCCCUUGUAGGUAUUUCCUUAGGGGAUAACAGGAGUUUUCGACUAAAUAGAACAACCUUUUUUCUACUUCAGUUACGCCCUAUAAUGUUCCUCAGUAUUUCAUAUUGGAAAGUAAACAACUCUGUGCCUGCCAGGGAACAGGAAUCCUGGGAACUGUUUAGUUCAAAAGCACCAGGAAAAUGAGUGGCUGGCAGCCAGCAACCAAGGUCAUCUUGACCCAGGAACACAUGUUAGAAGAAUGCGGAACAUUCCGCAAAUACUGGGUGCAGGGUUUGGCACCCCUGAAGAUCAGUGAUGGAGAUGCUAACGACUAUGAGAUUAUCAGUUUCAUCCCGAAUUCCCAGAAACGGAGGGGACUGGAUAAAACUAGUGACAUUCGGGAGAGGGGCUGCAAAAAGGCUGGUUAUUCAGAAGAGGAAGCAGAAAAAUGAAUGCGCGCCUUGCAGGCUUUCAAAUAACUGUGGUGGUAAAAAGGCAGGUGUGCCAUGCUGGCACCGUGGGAGACUGAGGAACAAGGGCCACAGGCACCCACACAUCUCAGGGGCUGGCUUUCUUUGAGGGAAUGGAAUGGGCAGCUCACUGUCCACAUUGUUUCUGAGCUCUUGGAGUAUUUUCUUAGAAAACAGUAACUUUCAAUGUAAUAACAAUCCUUCUAAGUUAUUCUCCAUAAAUCUGUCUUUAGACUGAAUUACAAGCUUCUAGAGGGCGAGAGUUAGUAAGCCCCAUGAUGUCACAUAGGCCAAGGAAGUUAUGUCACUCCAUCAAGGAGUCUCUAAAUAUGGGGAAACCAACUAUCCUAUUAACAAUUAACCAACUGUCCAUAAAACCCCGUUAGAUCCAAGCUGCAUGCCUUGCAGUGGGGGCCUCACCUGGCAUCCUGCAGACAGGGGGACAGCGCAAUCAUGAUGGAGCAGUCCUUGGCAGUCAUGGCGACACGGUACUGCUGCACCUGCAGGGGCGGGAAAGAUCAGCUCCAGGUCACACAGGAAGCCUCUGCCCCCAACACAACCUUCCUUCUCAGUAGCUAAGUGCGGGAACUGCUUCCUGCCUCAGAACGUGAGGGUGGGAUUAGGAGCGAGGGCCACAGUGAGCAGGGGCGUCAGGAGGUCGCCCUGUGAGAGCACCUGGGCCAGCCCUCCACCCCACGGGGCUGCUCAGAGGCCAGCAGCGCCCCCUGACCUCUCAAGGCAAGCAGUGUGGGACCCCAACUCCAGACCCUGAACCGGAUGAUCCGUCUUCAGCAAGGUCACCACAGUCAGCCUUUGGAAGGAAAAGCAGUAAGCCACCUGAGCCCUGCAUGUUGGCCACACUCAGAGUAUCAAGUGAGCAUCACUCGACACCUGCAAGAAGGGUGCAGGGGGUGUUCAGCAAGGCAUCGCUUAGAACGCCAUUCCCUCCGGAACAUCAUACAGCCACCAGAGACAAGUGCAGACGGCCACCCUUCUACAGGCUGUGCGUGUGUGUUAACUUGCUCCACCCUCACAGCAGCCCAACAGGGCAGCACGACCGGCGUCCCACUUUACAGACAAGCAACAGACACAGAGAUCACUUGUCUGUCGUGCCCUGCUCGUCAAUGGCAAGGCAGGGACUCAAACCCGGUAUGCUGGCUCUGACAUUUGCACUCUUCAACACAUGCUCCAAGCUAUGUGGGUCUGUCCAUACUGACCAGGGACAGCUCAGCACACAUCACACUGUCAGAGUCGACAUACGUAAAGCCGUACAUGUGCUCAUGUGUGUGAUGCAGGCAGGGAGAAAGGUGAAGGACAGCCACCACAAUGCUCACAACUGUCUCCUCUACAGAGCAGAAUGUGAGGCACUCUCUCCCCUUCCUCCUUUGAACUUUCAUAUAUGGUUUGGAUUGUUUUAGAUGGCAUAGCUCUCGCUUUCACAAAAAUAAACAGUUGUAAA